Molecule: messenger RNA, 1926 nt
Organism: Cololabis saira (Pacific saury)
Lineage: Eukaryota; Metazoa; Chordata; Actinopteri; Beloniformes; Belonidae
Gene: gimapl
Product: GTPase IMAP family member 9
Exons: 2
Coding region: 98-889 (263 amino acids)
Molecular function (GO): GTP binding
Source: RefSeq, a predicted model, not a curated record
GGUAACUUCUGUCGUCAGGAGGAAGUUCUUGGAAAAUCGAGGCGCUCAAAAGAGAAAGAAGUGGCCUGUAAAAGCUCUCCUACAAACAUAACCGAGUAUGGAAGCGAACAGACCUCCACAGACAUCAGCCGCAAAUGCUUCUGGACCAGAGGAGACCAAAAUCACGGCAGCUGCUGCCCAGGCCGUCAGCCGCCUGCCUGAAGUCCGUCUGGUGGUGUUGGGCUGGAGGUGGCCGGGGAAGAGCUUGACGGGCAACACCAUCCUGGGCAGGGAAGAAUUUCACCUGGAACGAGCGGCUGAGUUCUGUGUAAAGAGGCAGGCGGAGGUGGAGGGACGGCAGGUGACCGUGGUUGACACUCCGGGCUGGUUCUCCGCUCAGGAUACACCGCCCUCCUACAAAAAGGAGCUAGUCCGGGGCCCGUCUCUUUGCCCCCCAGGUCCUCACGCCUUCCUGCUCGUCAUCCCUGUAGGCAUGUUCACCGAGGUGGACCGCUCACGCAUCGAGGAGCACGUGAGCCUUUUUGGGGAGCAUGUUUGGAGGCACACGAUCGUGGUGUUCACCUGGGCAGAGGUGUUGCGGACCAUUUCCAUCGAAAGGUACAUACGCAGGGAGGGCAAGGAGCUGCAGAGGGUGCUGGAGAAAUGCAAGAAGAGGUACCUUGUUAUUAACAACUGCAUAUUUGGAGAGAACCCCCAGGUGGGACGCUUAAUGGAGAGGGUGGAAAAGAUGGUGGCAGAGGAGAGGGGUCACUACAGUCUAGAGGAGAAAUGUGUGGAUGACAACCAGAAUCCACCCAGUGGAGCGCGGGAGUUGGGGGCCCGGCCCAAACAGAACUCUGGGCUGGAUCUGUCAAAAAACAUGGAUGUGGGGCCGCUUACCCCUGAGUGAUGAGUCCGCUUGCUCUUGAGACGGUAAAGUCUUGAGGGAAAUUUCUGUAAAUCAAAGAUCCCAUUAUAUUAAUUUGAGACAUUAACCAUAUAAUCAUCCAUCCAUCCAUUUGUUGUAGCUGCUUAAUCCAACACAGGGUCACAGGGGUCUGCUGGGGCUAAUCCCAGUUUAUAUAAUUAAACACAUCUAAUGAAUAUUAUGUUAAUAACUGCUCACUUCACCAAUUGUUCAUGAAAUUCAAAAGGCUUUUCAAAAUGUUAACUUGCUUCAUGUGAUCGUUUGCUUCAUGGUAUGAAUGUUGUGUCGACUGAAGCAGUGAUUACACGUCAUAUAUCUCAAAAUUUUACCUUUUGAGAAUACGUUUGUAAUGCCCUCCUCUUUCCUCCAUAAGAACCAAAGAAGCUCAAAGUAAGGCAGACACCAAACUAUACUACAUUAUAAUUUCUCUGGUUUUUCAGAAUACUUGACUGACAGUGAUUUUUGGCAAGAUGAGCUCUAGUUAAAACUUUUUAUGGCAGUUUGUUUUUGGUUCCAGAUUAAUGAGCCUCUCAGGAUGGCAAACCUGCAUAAAAAAAGGAAAGAAAAUUGAAAUGUUACUGAAUGUUGCUUGAAAGAAGUGUGUUUUAUCAUAUUUAUAUUUAUGAUAAUCACAAUAAGUUACUGUUGUAAUUCUUGAUGAUUUAUUUCAUUUCACUGUGAUACGAGAGGCCUUUUUAACCAUCUACUGUCAAAAGAUUUCCUCUUUAUUAUUAGUCUGUAAUCAUACCUGCAAACUCAGAGGUGCUGAGAAAAAAGUGACCACGGUGAAUCGUAUGCAUUGAACUGGUUGGCCUACGGUUAACCAUAACACACAAUAAAUAACAGACAAUCUACAAAAAAGGGAUCACGACACAGUUUAGCAACUUUGGAAAAAGCUUCAUUAAAUGCUAUAAAAAUGGUCAAAAUGUAUGGCCUUGAUUGUGAUUGCUCAAACGACUCGCAUGCACAUGUUGGUUUUCAUUAAAGAUGUAUAAUUCCGAAGAUGACACUGAAGGUAA